UUUAUCAAAGUAAUCUCUUUUUUAAAACAAUUGGCUAGAAUACUCUAGUUUUCAAACUAUUUUUAAACCUACUUAGUAGAGCCACUUCAAAUGGCUCUACCCAAGUAGCGCCACUUAGAUUGGCUCUACACGCUAAGUGGCGCAAGCCCCUGUGCCACACAGCUGUAUGCUGUGGCACUAGCGCUUUUUCAAAUAACUUUUACAUGAUGAUGAUGCACGACAAAUUUUUUUAGAGCGCAUUGCCUAAAUAUGUGAUGGAUUAAAUGGUAUUUGGUUGAGGUGGACCAUGAGUUGGAGGUAUGCAUUUGAAUUGCUCUGGAUAUGGGUGUAUAUUUUUGUUGUCUUGAAAUUUGGAAAAUUUGUGAAUAAAAAUUACGAUGUUGUCCGUUGAAUUGUAUUCCCGUGUUAUCUUUCAUCGAUGAAAAUUGUAAACGUAUGUAUAUGAAGGUCAUGAACCAUAUUGAAGAUGUUACACCUCAAAUAAAAUUUUCCCCUUCACAUUGCAGUUGUCACAAAUUAGUUGUCGAAAAGCAAGCUUAAGCGCCUGGGGUGCAGUGAGGCUCCUUGUGCACUUCAAACCCACUUAGGCGAUGAUGAGUCCACCAUGAUAGGCCAAGAGUAUUUUGGUAGUUUUGCAGUUGUCAUGAGCUCUAGGGGUAGCCCAUGGGCCACAUGAACAUACACGAACCACAUAUACACCCUAGUAGUUAUUUAUGAGGUUCAUUCAUCAUAUGGCAUAUUAGUUCUUCCCUGGGAAUAGUCUUAUGUGUUCAACAGUGUUGUGAAGCAUAUAAACUGAUGAAACUUCCGUAUUAUGAAUGACGACUGAGAAUAUAAAAAUUCUUGGUUUGACGUCUAGGGUCUUCUUUCCCUAUUAGUAUUCACUAGCACUGUUCACAGCUCCAAAACACCCCCCUAGUCUUUUACUUUCCCAGCACUCCAGCUGUUCAAUUCUUUCCUACAUUAGGCGAGGCGAAGGGCUUUUGGGGCUUGAUUUAAGUGGCUAAUGGUUUAUUUAUUUCAAUUAAGGGCAGAUACCCUAAGAGAUAUCAUGGGUUCAAUCUUAAAAAGGCAGAAGCUUUCAGAGGAGCAGUAUGAAGAUAGGAUCAGCAACUUACCAAACAGUCUUAUUGCUCAAAUCCUUUCCCGUCUUCCCACAAAAUACGCAGUGUCAACUAGUGUCCUAUCGACAAGAUGGAAACAAUUAUGGACUUCAAUCACCAGUUUCGAUAUUGAUGAUCAGUUAUUGUUAUGUCCUCAAAACAAAAGUACCGAUCCAUUGCUGCAGAGGAGUUUUACGAGUUUUGUGUGUCGAGUAUUGUUGCAUCAUGUUUCAUGUGUACAGAGGUUCCGUCUCAAGUGCAGUCAAAGUUAUGAUGCUUCACUUGUUAAUGGAUGGAUUGCUGAUACAUUAUUGCGAAAUGUUCGAGAACUUGAUCUUGAUUUGUCCUUCCGGAUGGAACAUUCUACUAUGCUGCCUCAGGACCUCUUUACUUGUAGCACUCUGGUGGUAUUAAAACUGAAAACUUAUGGUGAUAUGAAUACUGUACCUACUUCGGUUUCUCUACCAAGUCUCCGGAUUCUACAUCUUUUUGGUAUAGAAUUUGUAGAUGGUGACUCAAUCAACAGGUUCCUAUUCGGCUGCCCCUUGCUUGAAGAGCUGCGUAUGUAUCAAUGUGUGGGGGAAAAUGUUAGUCUGAUUAACAUUGUUGCGCCUAUGCUCACGAGCUUGUUUAUGCAUGAUUGUUUGUUUGGUUAUGUAAGGCCACCUCAUGGUUUUGAGCGCAAGAUUGUGCUUGACACCCCAGCACUUUUAUACCUCACGAUCAGUGAUUCUGCAGCAGAUGGUAGUUAUUCAAUUGAAAACUUACAUCAUCUCAUUAGAGCUGAUAUUUGUUUAUAUGCUUGGGAUAUGGAAAUGGGGUCUAUUGAGACUGACGCUUCAGCUAUCUCUAAAGCUCUUACUGAUCUUUUCAAGGGGAUGGCCAACGUACAAUUUCUACACUUAAAUGUCAUGAUGGAGGAUAUUUAUAUGUGUGAUUGUCAACUACCAAAGUUCCCUAAUAUGACUUACUUGGAGCUUGGUGAUGUUCGCGGUGUUCGAUGGAAAUUUCUGCCGGAGUUGCUGGAGAACUCCCCACGUCUAGAAACCCUUGUUUUCAAAGAGGGUCUUGGAUAUGAAUAUGGAAUGUUUCCACAAUCAAGUUGGAAUCUAGCUCAGAAUGUUGUGCCUUCUUGUUUGCUCUUUCACCUCAAGGUAAUGGAAAUUACCGACUUCAAUGGGUCGAAAGAAGAGUGGGAGAUUGUGGACUAUUUUCUACAGAAUGCAAAGGUUUUGGAGAAGUUGAACAUUGAUUAUGGUUGUGGGGGUUCAAAAUGGACAAUACAUGCCUCAAGGACUUAAGAUGUUGCAGCUCUCUAAUAGCAGAUUUCUUUUGGUCGCUGUGCAUUAUUCUCACAUUGUCAAAUUCGUCAAAUUGGCUUGUGAAAUGAGUAUCAUUUUGUCAAAUUAUUACAAUCAGAAACAGCACAUAUUUUGUAUAUUUCAUGUUACCCCGGCCUCUGGUGAAGUAGGUGACUUGGCAUUUGUUCUGUAUGAAGUUUUGAUAGCCAGGGUUUGUCUAAUUGGCUUCAAACCUGUGAUUGGUACGAUGAGGCAUUGCGUUUAUGUUUUUCUAUAGUUCUUUGCUGCUAUUGAAUUUAACUAUCAAGCUAUUUAUGCUAUUAUUUGCGCUUCGCUUAAA
This is a messenger RNA of Rhododendron vialii, 2744 nucleotides long. RefSeq names its product F-box/LRR-repeat protein At4g14103-like. Lineage: Eukaryota; Viridiplantae; Streptophyta; Magnoliopsida; Ericales; Ericaceae. Gene Ontology annotation, molecular function: protein binding. The transcript is spliced from 4 exons. The record is from RefSeq and is a predicted model, not a curated record. Bases 1007 to 2404 code for a protein of 465 amino acids.